AUGGGAGGCAGCAGGAGGGGGCGCUCAGGGCUAGGCCGGCAAGGGGCCUGCGCACUGGCCGCCCUCCUGCUCUGGCUGCGCCUCCCACCGCUGAGCGCCCAACCCAAGCCGUCCAACAAGAACAAUCAGAACUUGGCUGCGGGGUACAAUCAGCUCAGCCACCCCACCAAGUUCAGCCGGCAGAUGACAGUCCACAAGGUCAUCGUCCAUGAAGAUUACAACAGGAAGUACCGCUUCGGGAGUGAUCUCACCCUGCUACAACUGGAUGUCCCAGUGGAUUUCAACUCUCAUGUCCGGCCAGCCUGCCUGCCAGAUAACGCAACAGUGUUGCCCUUGAAUAGCUCGUGCUGGAUAAGUGGCUGGGGAAUGCUCACUGAGGAUGUUUUUCUGCCUGCGCCCUUCCAGCUGCAGGAGGCCAAGGUCAGCCUCAUAGAUAGUGACAGCUGCAGCAGGUUUUUCAUACCCCCUAUCGGCACGCCACCAGAACAGGUUGUGACUUUACAGGAAGACAUGAUAUGUGCUGGAGACACCUGGGUGGAGAAGUCCAUCUGUCGAGGAGACUCUGGGGGCCCCUUGGUCUGUUUCCUGAAAGGCGCCUGGCACUUGGUGGGAGUGACCAGCUGGAGCUGGGACUGCCGCAGUCCCAUCGGUCCCAGUGUCUUCGCCAGUACUACCUACUAUGCCAACUGGAUCAAGGAGAAGCAGCGGGUAAACCCCGCCCCAAAUCCCUCCAAAGCCCCUCCUGAGGAGAAGCCCCCUGUCAUAAUCAACAUACCUAUUCCUGACGUGGUUGAUGCGGGUGCAGUGUACAGGCCCAGGGUCUUCCUGGUGCUGCUGUCAUCUGCCACUCUGCUGCUGCCGAUUCUCCUCCAGAGCCAGUGA
Messenger RNA from Ochotona curzoniae (black-lipped pika), 882 nucleotides. Its product is annotated as serine protease 40-like. The transcript is spliced from 4 exons. Lineage: Eukaryota; Metazoa; Chordata; Mammalia; Lagomorpha; Ochotonidae. Gene Ontology annotation, molecular function: serine-type endopeptidase activity. The record is from RefSeq and is a predicted model, not a curated record. Gene Ontology annotation, biological process: proteolysis. The coding region runs from base 1 to 882 and encodes 293 amino acids.